This is a messenger RNA of Mesitornis unicolor (brown roatelo), 1515 nucleotides long. RefSeq names its product tyrosine-protein phosphatase non-receptor type 13-like. The annotation marks the transcript as partial. NCBI's taxonomy places the organism in Eukaryota, Metazoa, Chordata, Aves, Mesitornithiformes, Mesitornithidae. Gene Ontology annotation, cellular component: cytoplasm; nucleus. Gene Ontology annotation, molecular function: protein tyrosine phosphatase activity; phosphatidylinositol 3-kinase regulatory subunit binding. The transcript has 11 exons. Gene Ontology annotation, biological process: peptidyl-tyrosine dephosphorylation. The record is from RefSeq and is a predicted model, not a curated record.
AUAAAUGGCAAUGGCAUACUAGGGCCUUCACAGGCAAAUACAGAAAACAGUAUCCAUGACAUGGAAGAACUAAUGAGUCUCUCAGGAGCUGGAGAUGCACCUUUCCUUGGCUUUACCAGUCAGAUGUCAGAUUUUUCUAAACACAGUGACAAAUCAGGAAAAGAGGUUGCAGAUGAUGAGUAUUACGAUGAGGAUGAUCACAAUGAAGUUGUCCAGUAUCUGUUGGAUGUUGUAGAUGAGGAAGCCCAGAACCUUUUUAAUCGUAAUAAUGCAACUUCAGAGGCUCAGAGCCUUCUACAUCUCAAGAAGGCUGCAUCAGAAGAUCACCUGCCAGUAGAGAUGAAUGGAAAGCUGACAGAAGAUAAGUCUGAAGACACGGACUGUGAUGGGUCAUCUUUACCUGAAGAUUUUUCAGAGCCAACACGCAUAAAUGGCUGUGAAGACUAUUGUGAAGUAAAUGCUAUGCCAGAAAGAUCUCCUCCACAACCUCCCUCGAGCCAAGCCGAUGAAGAUGAAAUCACAUGGGGAAGUGAUGAACUGCCAAUUGAAUCAAGCAGCCAGGAGUGUGUAAAUAAAGAUUUCCCUUUAGUGACAGAUGAAGAGAUCUCUGCAUUCCCUACUGUGAAUGUGCUCCCUGGAGGCAAGUACUCAGGAGCCAAAUUGAAGUCAGUGAUCAGGAUGUUGCAUGGAUUGCUGGAACAGGGAGUCCCUUCUAAAGAGAUUGAAAACCUUCAGGAAUUAAAACCUCUGGAUCAGUGUUUGAUUGGACAAGCAAAGGAGAAUAGGAGGAAGAACAGAUAUAAAAACAUACUUCCUUAUGACACCACUAGAGUACCUCUUGGGAUUGAAGGUGGAUACAUCAAUGCCAGCUUCAUUCGCAUGCCAGUGGGGAAUGAAGAGUUCGUUUACAUUGCAUGUCAAGGACCUCUCCCUGCCACUGUAGCAGAUUUCUGGCAAAUGGUUUGGGAGCAAAACUGUACUGUGAUUGCCAUGAUGACUCAGGAGGUUGAAGGAGAAAAAAUCAAGUGCCAACGUUACUGGCCAGAUGUACUCAAUAAAACUACUAUGAUAAAUGAUAGGCUACGGCUUGCUCUUGUAAGAGCCCAGCAGCUGAAGGGCUUUGUCAUUAGAGUGCUGGAGCUGGAAGAGAUUCAGACGGGUGAAGUACGGCACAUUUCCCAUCUGAACUUCAUCGCCUGGCCUGAUCAUGAUACCCCAUCUCAACCAGAUGACCUGCUUACUUUUAUUUCCUACAUGCGGCAUGUCCACAAAUCAGGUCCUAUCAUAACUCACUGCAGUGCAGGCAUUGGACGGUCAGGGACCCUUAUUUGUAUAGACGUUGUUCUGGGGUUAAUCAGCAGAGACCUCGAUUUUGACAUCUCAGAUCUGGUGCGCACCAUGCGUCUGCAGCGACAUGGGAUGGUUCAGACAGAGGAUCAGUACCUUUUCUGCUAUCAAGUUGUCCUUUAUGUCCUGAAACAUCUCCAACAUGAAGAGCAACAGAGAGGCAAAUAA